Vicia faba (fava bean) is the source of this 369-nucleotide messenger RNA. NCBI's taxonomy places the organism in Eukaryota, Viridiplantae, Streptophyta, Magnoliopsida, Fabales, Fabaceae. The record is from the annotation of a GenBank genome assembly.
AUGGCUAUGGCUGGGCUUCUACCAAAAGGAAUAACUCGGUAUCAGAUCAAUGGUACCAGUGGAGAAUUUCAGGUUUGGAUGGAAGAACCGUGUAAUGCAAAGUUUGAAAACGAGGUUCACUAUGAUCCGAACAUUAAGGGUACCCUAAAUUAUGGUAAGAUCGGGGAAUUAUCUGGUAUGACUGCUCAGGAACUCUUCCUAUGGUUCCCUGUUAAGGGCAUUCGUGUUGAUCUACCUAGCUCUGGUCUCAUUCACUUCGAUGUUGGUGUUGCUGAUAAACAAUUCUCUUUGUCCCUCUUUGAAGAUCCUCCUGAUUGUAACCCUCAGGUUAAUGCUGAUAAUGAUGAUGUGUUGAGGGCAGUUUGGUAG